GAACCAAACCCUUUACAAAAGAAGGGUCAAAACUUUCUCUUCCAUUUUUGUCUCUCUCUCUCUCUCUCUCUACAAACCUAAUACUACAUCGGAGAUACAGAUCUAAAACAUCUCCAAAAAUCUAAAAAAAUGGCAUUGGGUGGAGGUGGUCCACAGAGAGGUACUGCUGCAGCCUCUGCUGCCAACCUACGGCGCAGGAGGACAACUAGUGGUGGAGCUGCUGGAGGAGCCGGUGGUACUAUGCUUCAGUUCUACACUGACGAUUCCCCAGGACUCAAGAUUUCUCCUAAUGUUGUGCUUGUGAUGAGCAUUGGUUUCAUAGCUUUUGUUGCACUCCUCCAUGUCAUGGGUAAGCUGUACUUUGUCCGCAAGGAAGGGUAGAGAAUUUCAAUAUCCCGUUUUCCUCUCAAGAGAAUUGGGUGUCAACUGAUUGAGAAUUCGUCUAAGACAAACUGAACUGAUAGACUUACCUUUUUUGAUUUUCCUGUACUGUAACGAGUUUAUAGAAAAUUUCAAGUUCUGAGUUACUGGUUUUUCUAUGUUGUUUCGACAUCUAGAAAGAAUAGGACGUACCGAGUUAUGUUUCGUUUACCCUUGA
Nicotiana tabacum (common tobacco) is the source of this 598-nucleotide messenger RNA. The record is from RefSeq and is a predicted model, not a curated record. Lineage: Eukaryota; Viridiplantae; Streptophyta; Magnoliopsida; Solanales; Solanaceae.